AUGCAACUCCACGCCCUCCUACUGGCAACGGCCUCAAUUGCCGCAAGGAUACCGCUUGAGAAGAGAGCAUCGCCUUCUGCUCUGAGCGACGUGACCAUUUUCGAUCCACCGUCCGAUUAUAACGUACCACGAACGCUGUAUGCGCGAAACGUGCAGCUCCCAAACGGCGACUUGCUCGCGACCUGGGAAAACUACUCUCCCGAACCACCGGCCGUGUAUUUCCCAAUUUAUCGCUCCAGCGACUACGGCCAAACAUGGACGGAGAUCUCUCAGGUUCAGGACACGGUAAAUGGCUACGGGCUGCGUUACCAGCCCUUCCUGUACUAUUUGAACGAGAGCAUCGGUUCGUACGAUGCAGGCACGCUGCUUCUCGCGGGUAAUAGUAUCCCAACGAACUUGUCAUCGACCCAUAUCGACCUGUAUGCGUCGACCGAUGAAGGUAUAACAUGGGAGUUCGUGAGCAAUAUCGCAGCGGGUGGCGAGGCUGAGCCGGAUAACGGGCUUACGCCGGUGUGGGAGCCGUUCUUGAUGGCGUAUAAUGGCAAGCUAAUCUGCUAUUACUCGGACCAGCGAGAUAAUACCACCUACGGACAGAAAUUAGUCCAUCAGCUUCCAAACGGAGAAUACCUAUAUAUCUACGAGUACGGCUCAUACUUCGACACAACCACCUACUCGUUCCCUCUCUACUACCGCCGCUCUUCAGACCCAGAGGACUUUGCCUCCGCCACUGGCGAACGGCUAGUGGUUUCAAGCGGCACAGAGCCAACAUCUUCGCCGUACGUGACAUGGACCUCGUACGGUGGCACCAAUGGUACCAUAAUUGCUAGCUCGGGAUCUUACUCGACCCUAUUUAUCAACCAGGCCCUUGGUGAAGGUGAAUGGACGGAGAUAUCUUGCUCGGAGGGCACGAGCUACUCGCGUUCAUUGAGGGUUUUGUCUGAGAGCAACGAGCAGUAUCUACUGGUAAAUGGCGCUGGAGUUUCUGGGGGAACUAGCAAUUCUGUGACCGUUACUGUGGUGGAUUUGGGUGAUUCGCUCUGA
Penicillium macrosclerotiorum is the source of this 1041-nucleotide messenger RNA. RefSeq names its product sialidase family protein. The transcript has 2 exons. Bases 1 to 1041 code for a protein of 346 amino acids. The record is from RefSeq and is a predicted model, not a curated record. NCBI's taxonomy places the organism in Eukaryota, Fungi, Ascomycota, Eurotiomycetes, Eurotiales, Aspergillaceae.